AUGGGUCAUCGUCGAGUCCGGGUGGAGCUCGAUUCCAGUUGUGCGGUCCAACUCCUACGGAGCAAGGAUAGACCUGAUCAUCAUCAUGCUGCUUUGAUCGACCGUUUCCAGGAUUUGCUUGCCCGGAAUUGGGAAGAGUCUGUUUCCCAUAUUUAUCGUGAGGGAAACCAGUGUGUUGACGCCCUCGCUAAAAGGGGUCAUUCGUUACCUUUUGGUUUUCAUAGGAUUGAGGUUUCGGAUCCUGGCCUUUGUAAUUUACUUCUGUACCAACAAAAAAAAGAUCGUUUUUAUGUCGUGCCUUCCGAAAAAAUUCACGUUUCAAUCUAUACACUGAGAAAAUUUUCAUUAAUGGUCAUUGAGCUUCCAUAG
This is a messenger RNA of Linum tenue, 369 nucleotides long. NCBI's taxonomy places the organism in Eukaryota, Viridiplantae, Streptophyta, Magnoliopsida, Malpighiales, Linaceae. The record is from the annotation of a GenBank genome assembly.